AUGGCAAAGCCUGCAGUGUACUUCAUUCGUAUGAAUAAGUCUACUACCGCGGAGGAGCCGGACCUUUUCAACGACGUUGAAAUAAUGGAAGUCGGAGAUUUUACGGAAAGCGACGAAAAUUACGUUUCGGUAGAGUUGCGUUCUGACGACGAAGACGACGAUCGUAUAAUACUUGAUGCGAACGAAUUUUCGCCACCAAAAUCGUUGCUACCAGCUGAGUUUGAAACCAUGCCGGCCGAAACAUCCACGUAUGCCAUGAAUUCCUCGGUACAGAACAAUCGUUUUCUAGCUGACCAUGAGUAUUUGAACGACAGCACGACUAGCGGUAUGUGUGCACCAGAGUUUGAAGCGACAGCUGCCGGAAGCAUUACGAGCCAAGUCGAGCAUACUAGCAGCGAGCGGUUUAGUGUCCCGUACGUUGAAGAUCUUGGGCUGCACGAUUUGUUUAACAAGGAUAACGCUCCGGAUGGGGCAACGUUGUUGGACAACGAAGAAAGCGAUGAGGACACAGAGUUAGACCAGCUGGAAAUAAAAAUCGAAAUUGGAGAGCCGCAAAUUCAAGAGACAAUCAUGGAUACCGAUUUCAUUGGGAAUGAACAAAUUGCCAUCGAUGGUUUGCGCGAAGAAGACGAAGACCCCUGUUACGACAUAUUGCGGUCGCUCGACAGUACGUUGGCUGAUUGCGAGACAAGUAAAAGAUCGUUGCUGGAUAAUGAUCACUCCUAUACGACGUUAUACAUCAAAUCUCCGCAGUGCAGUGACCAGGACGAUUCGGCCUCCGAUGAUGAUGGAAGCAGUUUUAGGAAAUUGAUAAAACUUUCUAAUAAAUUGGCCAGCGUGGGUGAUGUUAGCACCAUGAGUGGUAAACAAACGGCAGAAAGAAUUGACGUGACCGUAAGGAGAUUACUUGAACGCUCGAAAAAGAAUGGCAAAGAUGUGGUGGAAAAUGAACAGCCUGUCACGGAAGGUUCGACGACAGCGAACGGUGAUAGCCCGGACAGAUUGUCAGUGUUGCUAUCCACCAACUGCUCGGAACGUUUGGAAGACGACGGAGCUCUUCCAUUGUCUAGUGGUUCGCCGAAUGGACAGGUACAUGAAUCAUCUGGCUCGGACACAGACUGUUCAACAGAAGGUACAUUGCUCGAUAACCUAUUAUCAUUAGGGAACAAAUUUGCAAAACAAUAUGAACAAUGGAUAGAGAAGACGAAAAGCGAAAUAAAAUUGGUAUCCGCCCCGAAGAAGGCUUCCGAAUUAGCACAAUUACUGCAAAAGAUUAAUAGACAGAGCGAGCAGAUUUCAAAGAUACGCCAGUGUUCGUCCGAAUCGAACGCUAGUAGCUCAAGAUGUAGGGUGGAAAUAGCCGUACAGACGGAUAGUUCAAAGCCCAGACAACGGGAAUUGAAUGAAAAGUCCAAACAAAAAUUGCUCAAUUCUUUGAGCAAUAGCAGCAGCGAUCAAUCCGGCAGCGAGGGUUCAAAUAUGGCGCGAAGCACGGAUACCGAUAGUGAUGGUGACGACAUGAUGCAAGAGUUUGUCAGACGCAACAAACGAUUGCGAAAAAGUGCCAAAGACACACAGAAAGCUAGCAAAGAUGCUGGAAAAGACAAGCCCGCUGGUAGUAAAAUUUACUCAGAUAGCAGUGCGGACGAGGAGAAGCAUUCCGGGCGGGAUAGUGAACGUGUGGAUGGGGACGAAAACCUUCUCGACGGUGUGCUGAGCGGAGUAGACGACAUUAUUUCCGAUUGCCCGGACGUGAUGGGUGUGAUGCAGGAUUACUUUCAGAAGGCAGAAGAACGGAAAGACGAAGAGGAACGUUCGCCGAAAGAAAGUCGACCUACUAUCGAUGAACAACUAAGCAAGGAAAAUUCUACCAAGGUGCUAGAUAAGGCUUUGGCUACAAAACAUGUUAAAGACAUGACCGAAGCCGAGCGGGAGGACUAUGAAGACAUGGAGAUCGAACGAUUGUGUAAUUUGAACAACAUUGUCGGCAGAAGUGCUUCUAAUGUUGUCUCAGAAAAUACGCAAGCUACGGUAAAAACGAAGGGCGCUAAAGAGCUCGCCUCUUUCGCUAAAAAGAAAAAGGCAGAAGACAGUAUGGAACAGUUUUUAAAUGAUGUAAACGGCACAGACCACAUGAUUCCACUCGAAUCACACUCAGAGGAAUCAAGCGAGAGUGAAAAGGAUGUGGUGGAAACGGAAGAACAAUUUUUACAGAAGUGCAAUGAAACCGUCAAGCUGCAGCUGCUGAAUGAGUCCACCAGCAGCAGUGGGGAAAUGACUGAAACAGAUCAGGACGAUCGGAGCGAUACCAGCGAUGACACAAAUCAAAAUGGAUCCGACGAAUCUUCUGGCUCGUUGGUGGAAAACUUUCUGAAACGACACGGUAACAAAAUAAUGAAGGUUAAAGAAAAGAAAAAGCUAUCGAUGGUAGAGACUACGAGCGAUGUGGAAAACAGCAAUUCGCAAUUACUAACUAAUGGAAGAGCAGAUUCCCCGGAACACAACGCGGGUGAUAUGGAAGAAGCUUGGAAGAGUGGAAAAGACACAUCAGCGGACAAACAACCCGGCGAUUGUAAGAAGCCAUUUCGCAUGGAGCUGGCAAAUCCGAAAGAUAAAGAAUUGUUCAGUAACGAUCUGUUUGACGACAGUAGAAGUGACACAUCGCAGAAACAGCCUCGCAAAAAGCGAAAACGGGGGGGCGCUCGAAAAUCACGAAUGUCGUCCAAUUCGGAGUUGGAAUCUUCCAGUGAGGCAUCUGAUGAUGAAGUAAAUCAAAUUUCCAUAAAGAAACGACAACGGAAACGAACGGUAUCCUCCGCAGCGGAGGCACUGGAUGCCGGCGCAACAACGACUUCUCCUCGUAAAGAUAACUUAAAGUCGGGUUCAGGUUUGGUAACAAGCGGCAAUGAUGCAACGACAAAGAAAGCCACUAUACUCGAUGCUGAUCCUUUGGAAAAACCAUCAUCCCCAGCACCUGAUUUAGAGUCGACAUCAUUUGCCGCAGAUCGUUCGACAAAAUCGAAAGCGUCGAAAGAUGGUCAGGACUGUAUUAGCCUCAGUUCGGACAGCUCGGAUGGUGCCGAAGUGAUAUCGGCCGAUCCAGACGAAGGUAAGACAGCGCCGGACAAGGAUGCGAAGCGCAGAAUUCGGCCCAUGCUGAGCAACGAUGAACUGGCGGAAGAAACUAAAAAAGCCCAAAAGGAAGAAGAAGGUCGAUCGGCGCGGUUGAAAAAGAAGCAAGAGCAGCUGAAGAAAUGUCUCAUCACAUAUAAACCGGCGUCGGGUGAGAGUGGCCUAGUGCUGGAUUAUGAUACGGUGCGCCGCCAGGCGAUCAGCGUACACCCGGAGAUCGUGAAGCUGUUAAAACCUCACCAGGUUGAAGGCAUUCAGUUCAUGUACGACAACACGUACGGUUCGGUUGAUGCGUUGCCGAAACAUCCCGGUUCUGGUUGCAUUCUGGCACACUGCAUGGGGCUCGGUAAGACAUUGCAAAUGAUUACGCUGCUGCACACGGUAAUGCGCUAUCCGCAGCUGAUGACGAACCGUGUGCUGGUCAUAUGUCCGAAGAGUACGGUAAUGAACUGGAAGGAAGAGAUUUCCCGAUGGCAGGGCACUAUUCGUACAGGCUACCAGAUGCGGGUGUACUGUUUCGCGGACGUUUGUACGCAGAACGAUAAGAUAUCGGUGUUGAGGCGAUGGUACUCAUGCAAGUCGCCCAGCUGCGGUGUGAUGCUGAUCGGAUACGAAGCGUUCCGUGCACUUAUCAACUACGAGCGCCGGAAAGGAUCGGAGAGAAUGCGCAACACCAAACUGAAGCUUAUCAAAGAGUAUCUGCUGAAUCCGGGUGCCGAUUUGGUGAUAUGUGAUGAGGGUCAUCAAAUUAAAAACAAGCGAUCCGCUAUAAGUGAGGCAGUGUCUAAAAUCCAUACGAAACGGCGAAUUAUUCUCACGGGAACUCCGGUACAGAACAAUCUGAGGGAGUACUAUUGUAUGGUUAACUUCAUCAAGCCGUCAUUUCUGGGAAGCGACAAGGAGUUUAACAACCUUUAUGCGAAUCCGAUUAAGAAUGGGCAAUGUAAGGAUUCCGAUCAGCAGGCCAUUAAAAUUAUGAAGCAACGAUCUUACGUUUUACACAAUAAGUUAUCAAAAUUCGUACAGCGAAAGGAAGCAGGAGUAUUAAAGGAGUUCCUUCCCGCUAAAUAUGAGUACGUGUUAUUUGUUCCACUGACACCGGUACAAGAGAAAUUGUACGAAGUAUUUCUACAAAUGAACGAAUACACAAGCAACGACAUUACCGGCGAACCCGGCAGGACAAAAAAAUUCAAACUGAUUGCCGAUUACACCUCGUUACGCAAGAUAUGGACUCACCCGAAAGUAUUAGAGAAAGCAUGGGAGUUGGCAAAUUUGGAGAAAAAUCGCAAAGAUGCGAUCCGCAAAACGGCUACUCCGGACACGGACGAUGAGGCGCCCGACGAUAUCAACGAUAUCGCGAGUGGGCAGCUGUCGGUCACGAAUGACUGGUGGCGCCGAUACCUACAAAUGGCCGAUUUGGAAUCCCUCUUCCCAAGCAACAAGUUGUGGACUAUGUUCGAAAUAUUGAAACAGAGCAAUGAGCGUGGCGAAAAGGUGCUAAUUUUUACCGCCUUUGUGUCGGUUCUCAAUAUGGUCGAACAUUUUAUGGCUAAGAUCCAUAACCAAAGCGAAAACCAACAGCAGUCGGACGAGUAUGGUUACAGCGCAUUUAAGGGACCGUGGCGCCGGGGCAAAGAUUAUUAUCGGUUGGAUGGCAAGACACCAAAAACGGAUCGCCAUAAUAUGAUCACGUCCUUUAACGAUCCGCUAAAUACGACUACGAAAUGUUUCCUGAUUUCGGCAAAAGCCGGUGGUCAGGGCAUUAACUUGACGGGCGCAAACCGAGUGAUCAUUUUGGACACGUCCUGGAACCCAUCAAAUGACCAGCAAAAUAUUUUCCGCAUUUUUCGUCUUGGCCAGAAGCGCCAGUGCUUCGUGUAUCGGUUAAUAGCGGUGGGUACGAUGGAGGAAAAGGUGUACUCGCGUUCGGUUACGAAGCAGGCCCUCAGUUACCGGGUGGUGGACGAGCAACAGAUUGACCGGCAUUACAGUUACGGCGAGUUGGCGGAGCUGUAUACGCUGACAAGGCUUACAGAGAUGACGCGCGAAACGCCAAUUCUUCCGGCCGAUGAUAUUCUGGCGUCAUUGCUGCGCACCUUCCCGAACAAGAUUUUCAAGUACCACGAGCAUGACUCGCUGCUGGAAAACAAACCCGAACAAGACCUAAGCGAGGAGGAAAAGAAGGAGGCUUGGGCAGCAUACGAACGGGAAAUACAGAACAAUGAAAACCGUUCCUAUUUAUCGCAGUUUGGUUCGCUGGGUACGGCCGGGGCAGUUGGUGGUCUAUUUGGUACAUCACAAUACGGUACCACGAUGGCUUCGUAUUAUGCCGGGUUGGGGUACGGCGGUAUGCCAGGUUUGCCCAUUACCGGUGGCGACAUGUAUCGGAACGAUUUCUCCUCCUACGGUAAUACGAUUGGUAGACCGCUCUACAUGCCGUAUGGCGCACAGCAGUCUUACUCCUCAAUGCUGAACGAUCCUGCAUACGCGUCGGCAUUAGCAAAGAUGUUAAACUUUUCUAUGCCCGGCACGGCAGGAAUGGACUAUGGUAUGUCUUCGCUUCAGGGUCAUUCGUCACCAUUGGGCAAUGGUCAGUCGAUGCUGCCACCGGUCGGUCCAGCGACAGGUCAAGGGGGACCAUCGGGAAAAGGGUACGGCUCGGUUGGUGUUCUAGCGAGCAUGCUAAACUACUACACAGGUAAGGCGACGCCGGGUAGCAGUGGUUUACCUCCAUCAGCUCUAAGUGCAUUAGGACAAUCUCCGUUGCCCGGUUCGGCAAGUUCCUCGUUAGGAGAUAUCGCUGCGCAACAUAAUGCUUCAAACAGCACCAAUCCCAUGAGUCACUACAAUACGUUAAAACAGAUGAGUGAUUACGCACAAAGCAACUCGUCGCUUCUGCCACCGAACGCAAUUCCACCGCCGACACCGUCGGGACUGGCGAUUUCAAGCAUAACAUCACUCCACAAAUCGAAACCAUCAUCGGGUGGCAACCCAAGCACAAGUGGUGGUGGUGGUUUUGAUUCUACGAUAUUCAAUCGGUUGAGCGAACAGAUGGCUAUUUCACCACUUCCAUCGGCUGCUGGCCUUUCUAGUCCAUUCUCACCUCGAAAUGUACCAUUGCUAUCGCCGACGUUGGAUAACCAGACUAGAAAUAAUGCAGCACACGUCCCAAUUACUUCCUCGUCACUACAAUCAUUUACCAACGGCGCUAAUGCGAUUCCUGGCAGUAAUGCUAAUGCUACAGUAACAACGGCAAACGGCCAGAAUGCACCAGCACAAACAAUAACGAUUGGGCAAAGUAUGCAAAGGAAUACGAAACCGACGGCAGCCUCAUCGAGUCGAACCACCGUUGCCAGUUCGGUAGAAUCUAUCAGAUCAAAUUCCACCACAUCCGUUUUGCGCUCAACGUCUGGUACAGCGGUACAUGCCAGCGCAGCUACUAUUAUACCCAGCGACGAAGAAGACGAUUUAAGCAGUUCGAAAGCUAUUCCUCCAAAAGCACCGCACUCGCUAGAAAAACGUGCCACUACAACGAACUUUGGUAUCCAGUACAAUACGGCGCAGGACAAAUCUACAAACGCGUCCUCAAAUACCGGAGUGGGGGUGAAAGAUAUGUUAAAGAAUUUGAAAACUCUGAACAGUAAUAUAGCUCAACAGCAUGCAAAGCCCAUGUCGCCGAAGCUAUUCGCCAAACCGCUCAGUAUGCAAAAUUCUCAAACUGUUCCUCCUAUAAUCGGCAACACCAAUCCUAGCCGAAGUUUAGCUGAUCUAAGCAGUGUAGGUACAACCGCCACACUGCAGUCAAUGACGAAGACAACGGUACCGAUCAAACCAAAUCGAUCUUCCCCGACGAUUAGUUUAACAAAUCCCGUGAAAAAACAAACUACCGCGGUGAACAAGCCAACCUCGAUUGCUGCAGGGAACCCUUUGACGGCACAACCUCCAACGAACAAGACACUGUUACCAUCUGCUGCAACCACGUCAAACGCAUCACCAGUGCAAUAUGUGCGUUCUGGCAAUCCAGUUCAGCGAACGUCAGGAACAGCAGCUUCCAUCAGCACGGUGUUUCCGAAGAACACGUCUUCUGUAGUGAUUAAAUCACUAGGAACUACGACCGCAGGCGCCGUGCCAUCUUCGAACACUGCGACCACUGCUGCGGCUGCGACUAGAACCGUUAGCAGCACUGUGAAACCGGUAUUGGUUAGCGCAAGUCAACAGGGCAAAACAACGAACGCUUUACAGACGAGCAUAAGCGGGUUGCAAACACUGCCUCCCAAGACUUUGUCGAAUACGACAAUUACGCAAGUGAAAUCUGCUGCUGCUACAAUUCCUAAACCAAAGGUCGAAAGUCGUCCAAUGACGUUGACAAUGACGCCAAUAAAGACACCACCUGUAGGGGCAAGUACCGGUGGUAAGAUAGUUAAAAACCCAAUUAACCCCUCCACGACCACGAUGCCGAAGUUAGGUCAAAUACCUACAACACCGGGACUAAGCAAGGAAAUGCCUACCCGCAGUAGCAUCUACCGUCAACUAAGUGUGUCAUCAAAAGCACCUUCCAAUGCUAAAGCCACACCAGUUGCAUUGCUUUCAACACCCAUCAUGACAGGUAAACUUACCAAUCCCGCUGGAACAGUCACCACCAGAUUACCUUCAUCUGCUCCCGUGCAACUGCCGGCAGUGAAGAUAACAUCCGGCGUUACCGCACCUGCAACGAUCACCAAUCAGUCGGACUUAGUGGAUAAAGCGGGUGAUACGAUGUCGCAGUUGCCCCGUCCAACAACGAUCAUUACUCGACCAGGGAAAAGUCCAUUAACUGUGAACGCUGCAAGAACGAGCGUAGCCACCACAAAGUCUGGUCCAGCGAACAUCAUCACGACCGGAACAGGGCAACACCCAGGAACACCUCGUGUUUCUGUUAGCGGUUCCUUUCCGCAAUCGACAAUGACGGUGAUUCCAACGCGUAAUAUCACCACUACUGCAGGGUUGCAAAGACUGACCGCUUCUACUGGUGGCACACCAUCGGCAUCAGCAUCGACCUUAGCAGUUAUUCCAUCCACACCUGCUGCUGCAAGAUUGCAGCGAACUUCCUCGACAGGUGCAGCUACAACAACAUCACCAAUGGCCAUUGUUCCAACAGUAAACGUAAGCGGUAUGAGUUACAGUUACAAGGAUGGCGGACGCAAAGAGCUUAUGAUACAUAAAGCUGUAGCUUCGCCUACGAUGAGGCGAAUUCUACCGUCCGGAUUGGGUUCACAGUCAACUAUUCUUAAACCGAUAACAUCGGCGUCUGCUUCGAGAACUGUGCUGAAGCCGAAUGUACCGAUAGGGAACAUUAUUCGUGCGGGUACCGGCACCACCACCAACACCACUACCACAUCACUCGCCGGAAGUGUGCAAUCGGCACCAAAUCGUGUUUUUAUCCGCAAACGCGGAUCGGAUUCAAUUACUACGUUGGACGGCUCGAUACCCAAAAGUUCAAUCUUUGACCAGCAGCUGAAGGGCAAUGGUAGCAGUAAUACUACAAGCACAGCUGAAUCGGAUGCUUCCAAUAUAAAGCGUGCCAGACGUGAACAAACGAACAUCAAUCCUGCCGCCGUUACGAACUCGGUUUUAUCCUCGUUCGGCAUCACGAAUCGUGGAGGAUUGCUAGUUAAACCAAAAACAAUACCUUCAAUUAAAAACAACAAGGAAGAUGACCCAACCGAAGUGGUUGUACUUGAGUGAAGUACGUGUAUGAAAGAUUUGCAUUAAGGGUUAAUUUUUUUUCUGGACGUAAUACACCUCCAGAUUAAAUAGUAUUUAGUAGUACGCAAAACAUUUGUGAUGUUAAUCACAAAUUGAAGUGAUCCUACUACUGGCUACUUCAUCCUUUGAUUUAUCUAUUACACUAUCGCAUGCUGAAGGUAAAGAAGUGUAAUAUCAAACACCUUAUUCUGGAGAGAUAUAUAGCUGCUGUCUAGCAGUCAUGUACAUACUUUGUACAUAGCUUUUAAUCGUAUUGAUAUUGGAAGGGUAAAAUAAUUAAUUUAUUGAACCACAUAUAAGUUAAGAUAGGUUGGAUAGGGAUUGGUAAUUCACAUGUUACGUGAGUUACCCCGUGUGAAAGGUUCUGAGCGCGAUAGAAAGUAUGGUAAUAAAAUGCUUUUAUCCUAAUGUAUAAAAGGAACAGUAGAAAUACUAGACAGAAGCAUUAUGGCAUUCUUCAAUCGGAAUAACAAGCGUGUGUAUAUUGUCGAUUGACAGUGAGUUGUGUCACCAAUUCAAUAGCUAGCCAGGGUUGCAAGCUACUAUUAUGGAAACAAAGCUGUUCAAGUAUAUUGAAUAUCGCCGCAACAUCGCGAGAGAGAAAUUGCAUUUUAACGCUACUUUAACAAUAAGCUACCAAAACAUUAAAUAAUUGGAAGCGCACAAAACUAUCAACACAACGACAAGAAAAAUACCCACGAAGUGAUGAUAAUGGUGACACAGUGUGUGCACAACGUGAAGGGACGAUUUGUUCGUAAACAAAAAUCAAACUAGAAAUCCCGUGAGGUGUUGUGUAUUAAGUAUUACAUGCUAGAGACGGGACAUUUAAGCUUACCUUCCAUGUUUAAUGACUAACCGGGGGUUGAACACAAAAUUACGAACAAAAUGAGCCAGCGUACUGCUGCUCUUCGCUUGUCGAUUCUUUUCGCUCUUGAUGUGUAUGUAUCCAAGUAGAUGAGCGAGUUUAACUUUACGGCUACUAGAUGGAUCGCAAUGUAUUUGGUGCUGUGUAGGGUAAGUGUGUAGAUCGCUUUAGUUUUGUAAGAACCCAGAGAACCGACGUCACGUACGUGGGGUUAGAGAACGAGAAAUAAGAACUGAUUGCGAGAUGAACAAUCGCUUACACAAAUAAAACGGGAAUUGGGAGUAAGUAAAAACGAGCGGUGAUGUGUGCAAAAAAAAAAAAAAAAUACACUACCAGUGUACAUACAGGUGUGUGGCAUUGAGUUGUGAUUCUCAUAAGGAAAACGAAUUUAAAUAAAUUUU
Anopheles moucheti is the source of this 10143-nucleotide messenger RNA. RefSeq lists its product as uncharacterized. The transcript has 10 exons. NCBI's taxonomy places the organism in Eukaryota, Metazoa, Arthropoda, Insecta, Diptera, Culicidae. The coding region runs from base 1 to 8856 and encodes 2951 amino acids. The record is from RefSeq and is a predicted model, not a curated record. Gene Ontology annotation, molecular function: ATP hydrolysis activity; ATP binding; ATP-dependent chromatin remodeler activity. Gene Ontology annotation, cellular component: nucleus.